Molecule: messenger RNA, 5117 nt
Organism: Poeciliopsis prolifica (blackstripe livebearer)
Lineage: Eukaryota; Metazoa; Chordata; Actinopteri; Cyprinodontiformes; Poeciliidae
Gene: insra
Product: insulin receptor a
Exons: 21
Coding region: 995-5056 (1353 amino acids)
Biological process (GO): positive regulation of kinase activity; positive regulation of phosphatidylinositol 3-kinase/protein kinase B signal transduction; cell surface receptor protein tyrosine kinase signaling pathway
Cellular component (GO): insulin receptor complex; axon; membrane
Molecular function (GO): insulin receptor activity; phosphatidylinositol 3-kinase binding; ATP binding
Source: RefSeq, a predicted model, not a curated record
AGAAGGGGAUCCUGCAGGAGACUCUACAAUCUACCUGUCUGUGGAGGGGAGAGAAAGAAAGUUAAAACUCUUAUUUCUUUCCUGCUCAUGCACAUGCAUGUGCAGUUUUUGAAGCAGACUGGUGUGCAGAGUGUGAAGCCAACUUGGAGCGUUUUUCCCCCCCUCGUUCUCUUUAACUCCCAAACUAAGAGGAGAGUGGAGGGCUUCUGAUCCGCCAGGACCAGGACUGCCUGUCAGCUUUUUUUCAGAGUGGACGUGAAAUCUCUGCAAAGCCUGGGGAGCCUUGGAGCUUCUGAACGAGCACCAAAAUAUUCGUCAAGAUAAGAAGAAAGCAGACUGAGCUCUUUUUCUGUCUGGAUGUUUUUGUUUCUUCUACGAAAGAAACGCUAACAUUACGCCACAAAUCCCCUUGAAUUCCAAUAAAGGUCGGCUUUUUUAUAUUUAUUUUUUACUCAUGCAUCUUUAUGGGCUUUUUCAAAACAAUGCUGUGACAUUUUCUGAAGUUUGAGCUGACUGGGGAGGUUGCUGAACUUCCCUUGUGGCCUGGACCAGAGCGGAGCAGCCAGAGGCUAGCUUCCCGAGCUAGCAGCAACAACGGCUAAAACAAGUUGAAAAAGUCUUGCUUUUUACUCCCUCCUUGCGGACGCGAACGAGCUCCCGAGCUCCGUUUGGUCUGGUUUAAUGUAGGCGUCACGUUUAAGCGACACAAUAAAUGCUCGUGUGUGGUCCUGGUGUCAGUGUGGGGGUAUUUUUCACGGAGCAGCUAGCUGUAGCCGCUGCUGCGUUAGCUUGAGUGAACACGUUGGACUCGUUCCUCCGCCCAUCUUCCGGGAUGUCUUUUAUUUAUUUUUGUUUACCCGUUGGCCCACGCUGCCAAACAAACCAAGCUUCCUGAGCGCGUAUCUUUUGCGGUUUUGGACUGUUCACCCCUCGCCACCUUUCGCACGGGAUUAUCGUGUGUUUUGGCCGGAGCGGUGGUCGGACAGUAGCAGGUAUGUGGCUCCGGACUUUGGGCUGUGUUUUGGCCGCUGCCUGCCUGCUGAUGAGCUGUCACGGAGCGCACGGAGAAAUUUGUUCGAGCAAGGACAUCCGCAACAAUGCGACCAACCUGCGAAAGCUCGAGAACUGUACUGUGAUCGAAGGCCACCUAAAGAUCUUGCUCAUGUUUGGGACCAAAGCCAAGGACUUCCAAGGCCUGAGCUUCCCCAAGCUGAGAGUGGUCACCGACUACCUGCUGCUCUUCAGAGUCUACGGCCUGGAGAGCCUCAGCAGCCUCUUCCCCAACCUGACGGUCAUUCGAGGCAACAACCUGUUCUUCAACUAUGCCCUAGUGAUAUUCGAGAUGCUCCAGCUCAGAGAAAUCGGCCUCCACAGCUUGAUGAAUAUCACCAGAGGCGCCGUGAGGAUCGAGAAGAACCCGGACCUCUGCUACCUGUCCACCCUGGACUGGUCGAAGAUCCUCGACACGGUGGAGGACAACUACAUCGUGUCCAACAAAAACGACAGAGAGUGCGGCGAUGUCUGCCCAGGGGCGUCGAUCGGCAAGACCACCUGUCCGUCCACGACCAUCAACGGGCAUUUCAGCGAACGCUGCUGGACUCAGAGCCACUGUCAAAGAAUGUGUCCUAUUAACUGCACACACCGGGCCUGCACCAAGAACGACGCCUGCUGCCACUACCAGUGUCUGGGCGGCUGCCUGAGCCCCAACUCGCCCAGGCACUGCGUGGCCUGCCGCGGCCUCCUGCACGAGGACAGCUGCGUGGAGCGCUGCCCAGAAAACUACUUCACCUACAAGGGCUGGCGCUGCGUCUCCCUCGCCUUCUGCCAGGAUCUGCACAACAGGUGCAAGCAGGAAAAGAGCCCUGACUGCUACGAAUACGUCAUCCACAACGGUGCCUGCAUCCCAGAGUGUCCCUCUGGCUACUCGAUAGGCAACUCCUCCACUCUCAGCUGCACGCCCUGCGCAGGACCCUGUCCCAAAGUAUGCAUGGGUCUAAAGACGGUGGACUCUGUCACUGCCGCCCAGGCCUUGAGGGGCUGCACCGUCCUCAAUGGGAGCCUGGUCAUCAACCUGCGGGGAGGAAACAACAUUGCAGCUGAGCUGGAGGCCAGCCUGGGCCAGCUGGAGGAGAUCACUGGUUACCUCACAGUUCGACGGUCCUACGCUCUCGUAUCCCUCUCAUUUUUCCGCAAACUCCGCCUCAUUCGCGGAGAAGAACAGGAAAUCGGGAAUUAUUCAUUUUACGCCCUGGAUAACCAGAACCUGCGGCAGCUCUGGGAUUGGUCCAAACACAAGCUGAUCAUCCUGCAGGGCCGCAUGUUUUUCCACUACAACUCCAAGCUCUGCAUGUCUGAGAUCCGCAAGAUGGAGGAGGUGACGGGAACCAAGGAGCGACGGGCCAAUAAUGAAAUCGCCUCCAAGACCAACGGAGACCAGGCUUCAUGUGAGAACCACGUGCUGAAGUUCACCCAGAUCAAAACCAUGAGCGAUAAGAUCAUGAUCAAGUGGGAACCGUUCUGGCCUCCGGACUUCAGAGACCUGCUGGGCUUCAUGGUUCUCUACAAAGAAGCCCCUUUUAAGAACGUAACGGAGUUUGACGGGCAGGACGCCUGCGGCUCAAACAGCUGGGUGAUCGCUGACGUCGACCCGCCGCGCCGAGACAAAGACCAGGUCGAGCCGGGUCAUCUCAUCCUGCCGCUGAAGCCGUGGACGCAGUACGCCAUCAUGGUGAAAACGCAGCUCUCCGCGUCCGACGAGCAUCAGGUCCACGGGGCCAAGAGCGAUAUCAUCUACGUUCGCACAAAUGCCACCAAACCCUCCGUACCACUGGACCCCAUGUCUUCCUCCAAUUCGUCGACUCAGAUCAUCCUGAAGUGGAAACCUCCCAACGAUCCCAACGGGAACAUCACCCACUACCUGGUCUUCUACCAGCGCCAGCCUGAGGCCAGCGAGCUCUACAAGUUUGACUACUGCCAGAAAGGAAUGAAGCUGCCGUCACGGGUGCCCACUCAGGUGGACAGUGACGAGGAGCAGAAGUGGAACCAGACGGAGGAUAAGGGCCAGGGGAAGAAAUGUUGUGCCUGCCCAAAAACGGACAAGGAGCUCAAGAAGGAGAAAGAAGACUCGGAGUACAGGAAGACCUUUGAAAACUACCUUCACAAUGAAGUUUUCGAGGUCAAACGUCCGAGACAGAAGCGCUCUGUGAUGGGCAUCGCCAACAGGACGCAGCCCUUCCUCACCACCGCCGCCAGCCCGCCAGGGAGCACCAGGGUCCCCAACGACGAGGACGAGAACAAGGAAUACCCAAAGAUCAUGGUGGUUGUCCACGCCAAGGAGUCCACGGUCAUUUCCAACUUGCGACACUUCACCAGCUACCAGAUUGAGGUCCACGCCUGCAACGACCCCACUGACCAGAGCCGCUGCAGCAUGGCGGCGUACGUCAGCGCCCGCACCAUGCCCGAAGAUAAAGCUGAUAACAUCUUGGGUGAAAUCACUCAUAAAGUGAUAGAAAACGCAGUGCACCUAUACUGGAAGGAGCCUGCAGCACCAAACGGCAUCAUCAUCCUGUAUGAGGUGAACUACAAGAGAGUCGGAGACGCCGAGGAGCUGCCCCACUGCGUGUCCAGAAGCAUGUACAAAACGUCCGGCGGCUGCAAGCUGAGCGUGAUGCAUCCUGGGAAUUACUCGGUCAGGAUCCGAGCCACGUCGCUGGCUGGAAACGGGUCGUGGACCAAGCCCUCGUACUUCUACGUCCAGCAUCCGAGCGGCCCUCUCGACGUCUUCAAGAUUGUCAUCGGGCCGCUCAUCUGCUUCCUCCUGCUGGUAUUUCUGGGCGGGGCAGGAUUCGUCGUGUUCAGGAAGAAUCAAACCCAAGGACCAAGCGGACCCAUUUACGCCUCUUCAAACCCAGAGUACCUCAGCGCUAAUGACGUGUACGAGGAGGAUGAGUGGGAGGUCCCGCGUGAGAAGAUCGCCAUCUUGAGGGAGCUGGGCCAGGGCUCCUUCGGCAUGGUGUACGAGGGCAUCGCUAAGGAUAUCGUGAAGGGCGAGGGCGAAACGCACGUGGCGGUGAAGACAGUGAACGAGUCAGCCAGCCUGAGGGAGAGGAUCGAGUUUCUGAACGAGGCGUCGGUCAUGAAAGCCUUCAGCUGCCACCAUGUGGUCCGCUUGAUGGGCGUUGUGUCGAAGGGCCAGCCGACGCUGGUGGUGAUGGAGCUGAUGACCCACGGAGACCUGAAGAGCUACCUGCGCUCUCUGCGUCCUGAUGCUGAGAAUAACCCUGGGCGUCCACCUCCCACUCUGAAAGAGAUGAUCCAAAUGGCCGCCGAGAUCGCAGACGGCAUGGCUUACCUCAACGCCAAGAAGUUUGUCCACAGAGACCUGGCAGCCAGAAACUGCAUGGUGGCUCACGAUUUCACAGUCAAGAUAGGAGACUUCGGCAUGACGAGGGACAUCUAUGAGACGGAUUACUACCGGAAAGGAGGGAAGGGCCUCCUGCCCGUCAGGUGGAUGGCACCGGAGUCUCUGAAGGACGGCGUCUUCACUGCCCAUUCAGACUGCUGGUCGUUUGGGGUCGUGCUGUGGGAAAUCAGCACCCUGGCCGAGCAGCCGUACCAGGGCCUGUCCAAUGAGCAGGUCCUCAAGUUCGUGAUGGACGGAGGCUUCCUGGACCGGCCAGACAACUGCGCAGACAGACUACACAACCUGAUGCAGAUGUGCUGGCAGUACAACCCGAAGAUGCGUCCGACCUUCCAGGAGAUCAUCGAGAUGCUGAAGGACGACCUGCACCCCUCGUUCCGGGAAGUCUCCUUCUUCUACAGCGAGGACAACAAGCUGCCAGAGAGCGAGGACUUCGACCUGGACAUGGAGAACAUGGAGAGCAUCCCCCUGGACCCGUCGUCGUACUCCCAGAGGGAGCAGUGCUCGGACAGGGACGAGGCGUCCUCUGUGGGCCUGCGGGGCAGCUACGAGGAACACCACAUCCCCUUCACGCACAUGAACGGGGGCAAAACCAAUGGACGGAUACUAGCGCUGCCGCGGUCCAGCCCGUCCUAACACAUCCCUCAAUACCACGUCCAUGCUACAGAAUAAAUCUAUUUUUGUUCUCAUUUUAUAU